UUUUUUUUAUAUAUAUAACCAUGGCUGACGAAUCGGUUAUCAAACCUACUGCAGUGACUCCUGCUAUCAACACUUCCAACUGGCCUCUUUUAUUGAAGAACUACGAUCAACUUAACGUCCGUACCGGUCAUUAUACUCCUAUUCCUCAUGGUUGUUCUCCUUUGAAACGUCCUCUUAAUGAAUACAUUCGUUAUGGUGUUAUUAACUUGGAUAAGCCUGCCAAUCCUUCAUCACACGAAGUUGUUGCCUGGGUUCGUCGUAUCUUACGAGUUGAAAAAACUGGUCAUAGUGGUACUCUUGAUCCCAAGGUGACUGGUUGUUUAAUCGUAUGUAUUGAUCGUGCUACUCGUCUUGUCAAAUCUCAACAAGGUGCUGGUAAAGAAUACGUGUGUAUUUUACGUCUUCAUGAUGCUCUUGAAAGUGAAAAGAAACUCUCUCAGGCUAUCGAAACUUUGACUGGUGCUUUAUUCCAACGUCCUCCUCUUAUUUCUGCCGUCAAGCGUCAAUUACGUGUUCGUACCAUUCAUGAAAGCAAAUUGUAUGAAUUCGACAAUGAUCGUCAUUUGGCUGUUUUCUGGGCAAGUUGUGAAGCUGGUACUUAUAUGCGUACUCUCUGUGUUCAUUUGGGUCUUUUAUUGGGUGUGGGUGGUCAUAUGCAAGAACUUCGUCGUGUUCGAUCUGGUGCCAUGUCUGAAAACGAUGAUAUUGUCACUAUGCAUGAUGUGAUGGAUGCUCAAUGGGUAUUUGAUAACAAUAAGGAUGAAUCUUACUUGCGUCGUGUGGUACGUCCUUUGGAAACUUUGUUGACAGGAUACAAGCGUGUGGUUGUCAAGGAUAGUGCAGUGAAUGCUGUAUGUUAUGGUGCCAAGUUGAUGAUUCCUGGUCUUUUGCGUUAUGAAAGCGGUAUUGAAGUCAAUGAAGAAGUUGUGCUUAUGACUACCAAGGGUGAAGCCAUUGCUUUGGCUUAUGCUCAAAUGACCACUGCUGUCAUGGCUACUUGUGAUCAUGGUGUGGUGGCCAAGGUCAAGCGUGUUAUUAUGGAACGUGAUACUUAUCCUCGUCGAUGGGGUAUGGGUCCUAUUGCUCUCGCUAAGAAGAAGCUUAAGACUGAAGGCAAGUUGGACAAGUUUGGUCGUGUCACAGAAGAAACUCCUGAAAUCUGGAAAUCUACCUAUGUCGACUUUUGUAAUAACACCACUGGUACUGAACCUGAACCUGUAUUUGGCAAACCUGUCAGUUCUGUUGUCGCUGCUGCUGGUAUCAAUCCCAAGAUCACUGCUGUUGGUGUAGCUACCAAGGAUGCUAUGGAUGCUGCUGAUGAUUCCUCAAACAAGAAACGUCCUGCUGAUGAUGAAGUGACCAAGUCCGAAACCAAGAAGGUCAAGAAAGAAAAGAAGGAAAAGAAGGAAAAGAAGAAGAAGAGCAAGGAUUAGAAAAUUUAGAUGUCAAGUUACUUUGAUCCCUUUUUUUUUUAUGAUCAUUUAUUUCAUUGUUACUCAUUCUCUCUCUCUCCACUCCAUUCCUAUCUCACUUCUUUUUUUUUUCAACACAAAUACUCACUCAUAUUUAGUACACUUUGUUAAAUCACAUAUAUAGUUCAUUCCCCCCUUUUUUGUCAUUUUUUUUCUUUUACUUACAUGCAAACAUCUUUUUUUUUAUUAUUUUUUCAGAUUCAAUUGUUUUAUAUAUUUUGUCUCUCGGAUCAUCUAUCCAAUUCUUUAUUUUUACCUCUCUCAUCUUUAUUUUGUAAUCAAUAAAAAUUGAAAUGUUUUAUUUAUC
Halteromyces radiatus is the source of this 1779-nucleotide messenger RNA. Its product is annotated as H/ACA ribonucleoprotein complex subunit 4. Gene Ontology annotation, molecular function: pseudouridine synthase activity; RNA binding. Gene Ontology annotation, cellular component: box H/ACA snoRNP complex. The record is from RefSeq and is a predicted model, not a curated record. The coding region runs from base 21 to 1433 and encodes 470 amino acids. The transcript is spliced from 4 exons. Gene Ontology annotation, biological process: box H/ACA sno(s)RNA 3'-end processing; rRNA pseudouridine synthesis; mRNA pseudouridine synthesis. Lineage: Eukaryota; Fungi; Mucoromycota; Mucoromycetes; Mucorales; Cunninghamellaceae.